AUGGGCAAGAAGCAACUUCCGACUACUUUUAUUGAUUUAUCUAAGCUACCAAACCCUACAGUAAAGGAGGGGAAAACUGCAGUGGUUAUUCCUGAUGAUUUCUAUAAUGAGGGAUGCAAAUUAUGGAGGUUCAGUUUCAUAGGUCGUUUGGAUCUGAAAGGGAUUAACUUUCAAGAUGUGAAAAAUAGUUUUGAACAACAAUGGAAAUUAGGUCAGGGCCGAGUUCAGUUCGUUCCCAUGAACAGAGGCUUUAUUAUCAUUAAGUUACAUUCUCAAGAGGACAAAGAUAAGCUACUUAAUGUUGAAGCUUGGCUUUUUGAUCAGCAAAAACUCAAUCUCAUGGAAUGGUUUCCAGGGUUUGAUGCAUAUAAACACAACACUUCUCAUGCUACCGUAUGGGUCAAGUUUCCCGGCUUGCAUGUGGAGUUCUGGAUUUUUUUAAAAACCUUGUUAUCCAUUGGGAAAACCCUAGGAACACUCAUUGUAGUUGAUAAACGUACUCUUGCUCAUGAGUACGGUCACUUUGCUUCGGUCCUAGUAGAUAUAAACUUUGUUGAACUCAACACUAAUGCUAUUCAUGUGACAGUUGGUGGUUUGGAUUUCUGGCAGAAAUUUGAGAUUCAAAAGAAGCCCAAGUUUUGUUCUAAGUGCAAGAUGAUUGGUCACACUGAUUCAGAGUGCUGGAAAAAAAACGAAGAGCAAUGUGAAUAA
Papaver somniferum (opium poppy) is the source of this 711-nucleotide messenger RNA. RefSeq lists its product as uncharacterized. Bases 1 to 711 code for a protein of 236 amino acids. Lineage: Eukaryota; Viridiplantae; Streptophyta; Magnoliopsida; Ranunculales; Papaveraceae. The transcript has a single exon. The record is from RefSeq and is a predicted model, not a curated record.